CGGGCCCAAUAAAUUUGUGGAAAGGCGGGAACACUUGUAAGUUGUAAGUUGUAACGACUACUAGGCUCCGCUGCGAGCUGCUUACAGCUUCUCCUGGAAGCAGUCAUGAAGGAAGCCAGGCACACCUGCUUGAGACUUGAGAUCAAAGGGGGAGCAGAAAACGAGCGAACGGACGUGAUCUUCGUCAAAGGCACCUGGUUCGAGUCUCACUUCGACCUUGCCAUUACUAAUGGACUCCAUACUUGGAUUUGCAUCGCGCCGGAAGGUGAGGUUCGGGAGAGAGCGAGCCAAUGGGACCAACCGGUCUCCGAAUACAUUGAGACCGCCGAGAGGUAUCUAGGGUUUCAACAGCCAGGCUCCACUUACAGUUUCGUGGAUGCUGGAAAUGGACAGAAGAGAUUGUCAUGGACAUUUGAGAAGCAAGGAACAAAAUUAGAAUGGAGAUGGAAAUGUCAACCAUCGCCUGAUGAUAAGAAGACUACAAUUGGAACAUUGGAUUUUCUUAUGGAUGCAAACAUACGGUUAAGCGAAGAAGUUGUUAGAAAGACCCAGUUAUUUGAGAGAUUGAAAGUGGAAGCUGAAAAGUGCUUAGCACAAAGUGAGAAGUUCAGCAUUGAGAAGGAAGAGUUUGAAUCUGCAGUCUAUGCAAAGAUUAAGUUAACAGUUGUACUUGGGCAAAUGUUCAAAGCCUUACUGAUUGGCUGUCCUGAUGAACUCGAGAUGUCAACACAAUAUUUUGUUUCAGUAUUGAAUUCAAAAAAAGCAAAACUGAGAGAGCUUCGAGAUCGGCUUUCAAAGCAGGAGAAUACCAGUAAAUCGCCACAAGAAGAGGAUGGGUCCACCGACAAAACUGAGAGCUAUGACGAAGAAAGUGAUGCUGACAAGAGUGAUGAAGAUCAGUCGAAAAAUCUUGCUGGCACUUCCAAAAGUGUUGCAUCUUCCAAGCCGAGCAGUCGAAAGAGAUAAACACGCAAGUAGUUAUAUCUGUUGGCUAUAAAGUUUGGUGCUAUGAACUUUUUUCUUUUCCUAUUUUGCUUAUCGAGAAAAAAAAAAAAAAAAAAUCAACCUCUUUCUCUUCCUCUUCCCCUCUUAUUCGCCUUUGGGUUAUGUAUAUAAAAUACAAAUUUUAGGAAAAUUGUCUAAAAUUCAUCAUGACUUUUUUGCAUUUCUCUUGUACUCUCCAUAACUUUUCAAAUCAUCCAAGGAACCCCAUGUCAGUGAGUUUUAUUUUCCAAGAUUCACCAUUUGCUAGAGCACCAUUAAUAUAUUGACAGAAGUUGCCCAUGUUAGCUAAAUGCAAUUUUUAUGACCAAAUUGCCCCUAAAUGGCAAGUCAGCCUUAUUAAACAUAUUUGUAUGACUAAAAUGCCCUUAAGCACCCAAUUGCCUUAUAUAUAAGAUAAGUUUCUACUUGUUGAGAGACCUUUUGCUCUAAUUGUGCUGUUUGAAAGUACUCCAAGAAAGCUGAAAAAUGGGUUAACAAUGGUAUUUCUGAAAUAUUAAAAAAUGGGUCAAAUAUAACAAAGGGUAAAAUGGUAAUAUACUAACACUGACUAGUUUGUUUAAUGUCAAAUUAAUGAUAUGGGGCUCCUUAGAAGUUUUGAAAAGUUAUGGUUAGUUUAAGAGAAAUGCUGAAAAGUCGUGAUGAGUUUUAACAUUUAACUGAGUUGGCACAGCCAUGGUA
Molecule: messenger RNA, 1683 nt
Organism: Nelumbo nucifera (sacred lotus)
Lineage: Eukaryota; Viridiplantae; Streptophyta; Magnoliopsida; Proteales; Nelumbonaceae
Product: DNA repair protein XRCC4
Biological process (GO): double-strand break repair via nonhomologous end joining; DNA recombination; positive regulation of ligase activity
Cellular component (GO): DNA-dependent protein kinase-DNA ligase 4 complex; nucleus; DNA ligase IV complex
Molecular function (GO): DNA binding
Source: RefSeq, a predicted model, not a curated record